GGCAAUGAUUGUUUGGAUCUGAAAUUCUGACAGUAGAGCUAAUUCUUUCUGAUAUUUCAUAACUGGUUGAGUCAUUGACAACGUAUACUUCCCCUUCUUAUUGUAGGAGCUUUGCUUUUUCACUUUCUUCAACCAGUUUACCUUUCUUCCAUAGCUGUUGGACAAUCCUGUUAUGAUUCUGAAAAUUAUUUGAUCGAAGAUCACUUGAGAAGGACUUUAUAUGAUAGGGUCCUACCUUUGUCAAGCAAGCUAAUGGAUCCCUUUAAAGUGAAUAAGGUAUUCAAUAUGCUGGAAUAAGUCUGGUUUGCACGAAGUCAUUCUGGGAACCACUGGCAGAAAGCAGGGAACCUCUGCAAAAGGGGCAAUGUACCCUUCUACAGAGUCAUCUUUAUGCAAGAAGCGAUUAUUGGAGGUGUUCUUGUUACUGGUGCAGGAGUGCUUGGUCAAUUGCUCAGCCGGUGAGAUUUCUUAUAGAGAACUUAAGGAACGAGCAAAAGAAUACAGUUCAACUUCCAAGACCUUUAAAGGAAGUCCCCAUUUUGGAAACUGGUUUGUGAAACCUCUAAACUUUGAGGCCUUCUCACAUGAGGGACAAUGAGAUGGAAGACUUGAACGUGAAAGAUGGUUUUGACUGCGGAAUAUGGAAAAUAGGUGGGUUUUGAAAGAACUUUUUGUAAGGAUAGAUUGGAUUGCAAUAGGGCUCUCAUUUUCUCUAACAACUGUUACAUUAAGUGUUGUAUAUGAGAACGAAGAGCAGUCGACCUUGUAGCUGUUCAGGCUUGACUUGGGUUUAAUUCUCACUGCUGUUAUUGGUCGUUUUUCCUCGUCUACCUUACCUGUAGAAUGAUUAGGGGGAAUAUGUGGAAAGUGCGCUUUUCGUAGUGUGGGUAAAUAUAAAUAGAAAGAGUUACCUUAGUUAAAAAUGUAAUGAAUAAUUAGAUUUAAACGAC
Messenger RNA from Ilex paraguariensis (yerba mate), 950 nucleotides. NCBI's taxonomy places the organism in Eukaryota, Viridiplantae, Streptophyta, Magnoliopsida, Aquifoliales, Aquifoliaceae. The record is from the annotation of a GenBank genome assembly.